This is a messenger RNA of Tarenaya hassleriana, 2343 nucleotides long. Its product is annotated as GPI mannosyltransferase 3. Gene Ontology annotation, molecular function: alpha-1,2-mannosyltransferase activity. The transcript has 11 exons. Gene Ontology annotation, biological process: GPI anchor biosynthetic process. Gene Ontology annotation, cellular component: endoplasmic reticulum membrane. The coding region runs from base 426 to 2051 and encodes 541 amino acids. The record is from RefSeq and is a predicted model, not a curated record. Lineage: Eukaryota; Viridiplantae; Streptophyta; Magnoliopsida; Brassicales; Cleomaceae.
UUUAUAAUCCGGAAGUUCACCGGUAUUUGGAGGCGACAUCGUGAAGGCACUCGCGGUUCGCGGAGACGAAUCGGCGUUAGAUCCGAAACCCGAGAUCGACCAUGGCGGCUGCUCUCCCCCAAUGCCAAUCGCGUUCGCUCAUACCAUGACCGGACAGAGAACCCGAUUCCGACCAAUGUCGCCCGUUCAGAAUUUCGUUUAAUACUACCGAAUCCGGUGCAAUCUUAUCGGUGGAAAAAAGGAGACUGUGAUGAUUGUCUCCGGACUCAAGUUCGUGACCUCUGUAUGUGAUUGGUUUCUUACGAAUUAGAACGGAGAAGUUUGAACAGAUCCUCCAUGACUCCGCAAAGUCUCCCUUAAAGCCAACUUUGCCAUAAGCCCUCCAACCCCAAAUAGAAAAAAAAACUGUUUUUUUUUCACUUGAAAUGAGGAAGCGUAAGCACGCCGUCGCCGACGGCGGCGUUGAUCGCAGGAAUCUCACGGCGGGAGAGGAGGAAGAUUCCCUCUGUGGAUCUCUGAAAUGCGGCAUCUUCGGUUCUCCGAGGAGAAUAUUCUUGUUCUGUCUGUUGUUUCGGGCGGUGAAUGCGUUGCUGAUCCAAACGUAUUUCAAUCCCGAUGAACAUUGGCAGUCUCUCGAAGUCGCUCACCGCAUUGUGUUCGGGUACGGUCACUUGACAUGGGAGUGGCAGAGAGGGAUCCGCAGCUACUUGCAUCCGAUGGUGUUUGUGGUAUUCUACAAAGUUAUUGCUUGGAAGGGUCUUGAUACUCCAUUCUUCAUGAUUAAAGCCCCUCGUCUCCUUCAAUCCGUAUUUUCAGCUCUUGGUGAUUUAUACUUGUAUAAACUCUCAGAUGCCCUGUACGGCGAAAAGGUUGCAAAAUGGACUCUCUUUUGUCAGCUGACAAACUGGUUUGUGUUCUUCUGUUUGAACCGAACAUUUUCAAACUGUUUAGAGACUGUUCUUACCAUCGUAAGCCUGUACUACUGGCCAUGUUUUAGAGACUCUUCAAGGGACAAUGCCUUCAGUAGGAAGUGGGGCCUGGUCAUAGCAGCCCUGGCAUGUGCCGUUAGACCGACGAGUGCUAUUAUUUGGUUAUAUGUUGGGACACUUGAACUGAUUCUAUCGCACGAUAAGCUCAAAUUUGUCAUUCUUGAGGUGAUUCCGAUUGGGUCUUUCAUCCUCGGGCUCACGUGUUUGUUGGACCGUCUGAUGUAUGGUUCAUGGAUCAUUGUACCUCUCAAUUUUUUGAAGUUCAAUUUUCUUUCAUCGGGUGGAGACUAUUAUGGAACUCAUCCAUGGCACUGGUACUUCACUCAGGGGUUUCUCGUCAUGCUUUUCACCUUCACACCAUUCUCCAUAGCUGGUAUGAUCAAGUCUAAAAACCGGAAGCUUUCCGCUCUUGUUUUAUGGGUUUUAGCACUAUACAGUGUUCUUGGUCACAAGGAAUUCAGGUUUGUGCUACCUGUGCUACCCAUAGCUUUGAUAUUCUCCGGAUAUGCACUAGCCGAGAUUGAAGCAUCUGUUUCACUGACAAGCAGUCAAAAGCCGAUCCCUCAGAGGAAGCAGAUCAAAUGGUCUCGUAAACUGAAACUUUCAAUCUUGUUUUUGCUCAUUACAAAUGUCCCGAUGGCGCUCUACAUGACUUUAGUCCAUCAGAGGGGCACCGAGGAUGUGAUGAACUUCUUGUCACGAGAAGCACACAAGGGGAGUGUAAAGAGCAUUCUUUUCCUCAUGCCAUGCCAUUCUACGCCCUAUUACUCCACUCUCCACAAGAAUAUUCCAAUGUAUUUUCUGGACUGCACGCCCGGAGAAGAGAAAGGAAUACUUGACGAGUCGGACCGUUUCCUGGUGGAUCCUUCGGGCUUUGCAUCAGAGUUAGCCAGAAACUGGUCGGAACCCAGUCACAUUGUCCUGUUUUCAUCAGAAGAAUCAAAGCUAGGAGAUUUUCUGGUUGGACAUUCCUACAAAGAGAUCAAACGGUUUUUCCACGCCCAUUUUAAGGUUGAUCGUGAUCAUCAAGCGUCAGUUGUCGUCUACAGGAAAUCCGAUUAGAACAAGGUUGUUCAAUCGAUUCUCAUGACAGAAUCAAUCUAUAGACAAAAAACCGGUGGAUGAAGUUGGAAUUUUUCUCCGCAGUUCCCAUGGAUUUCUGUCUGAUUAUGAACAGUUGAGGAAUUUCCCGCAAUACGAGUGUAUGAUUCUGAAAUUGUCUCGUCAUUUUCAUCUCAGGAAGAAACUUUUGUUAGUGAAAAUAUUGUAGUUAGAUUUUUUUUGUCCUGUUCUUGGCCCAGGAGGCGGACUGCUGCUCCAUUUUGAAAUAAUAAAAUUGAUUUAGAUUUAGAUU